Heterocephalus glaber (naked mole-rat) is the source of this 4730-nucleotide messenger RNA. It is a transcript of the gene Xpot, whose product is annotated as exportin for tRNA. Gene Ontology annotation, molecular function: small GTPase binding; tRNA binding. The record is from RefSeq and is a predicted model, not a curated record. NCBI's taxonomy places the organism in Eukaryota, Metazoa, Chordata, Mammalia, Rodentia, Bathyergidae. Gene Ontology annotation, cellular component: cytoplasm; nuclear pore; nuclear matrix. Gene Ontology annotation, biological process: tRNA re-export from nucleus; intracellular protein transport.
ACUCAGCGGAGACGGUGGUGGCGGCGUGAGCCGGCCCUCGCGCUCUUUGCCUUACUGGGCCGCCGACCCAGCCCGCCUGUUUGUUAGCCUGGCUGCUGGGAGCCACGCAGAAGGCGCAGAGAACGCAGAGCUGCGAGAGGCGCGCGGCCCCAGCCUGCUCCGUCUCCGGCGUUAGCGCUGCGGCCGUGGCGGACGACUACGGCGACAAGGACGAGGGCCGAUCUCCCUGCUUCCUGCGUGGCGCCGCUCCACUCGGCUGACCAGCCCCUGGGUGUGCAGUUGGAGAGGCGAGAUGGAGUGAUAGGGAAGGUGACUCCAGGCUCGGGGGCGGCGGGACCUGGACUCUGCUCCGUCCGCGCGAGGCUUCAAGGAAGUUGGCCAGGGCGGACCGGCAAGGGGGAGCCCAGACACCGGGGACGGAAUGCUGAUUUCUUAGUUUAACAAUGCUCCAAGUAGUUCCUAUCCACUGAGUGCCUACCUCUGAAUUAAUAGCCUUUUGAGGGUCUACUGUGUUGCCCAGGCAUGCUACAACUUUAAGAUGUUUGUGGAUUCUGUGGGAUCAGAGGGCAGGCCUAUUACAAUCGGAAAACUCCAAGUGUAACAGCGGGGAUGGAUGAACAGGCUCUUUUAGGGCUAAACCCAAAUGCUGAUUCUGACUUUAGACAAAGGGCCUUGGCCUAUUUUGAGCAGUUGAAGAUUUCCCCAGAUGCUUGGCAGGUGUGUGCAGAAGCUCUAGCCCAGAGGACAUACAGUGAUGAUCACAUAAAGUUUUUCUGCUUUCAAGUAUUAGAACAUCAAGUUAAAUACAAAUACUCAGAACUAACCACUGUUCAACAACAACUAAUUAGGGAGACACUCAUAUCUUGGCUUCAAGCUCAGAUGCUGAGUCUCCAACCAGAGAAGACCUUUAUACGAAAUAAAGCAGCCCAAGUCUUCGCCUUGCUUUUUGUUACAGAAUAUCUCACUAAAUGGCCCAAGUUUUUUUUCGACAUUCUCUCAGUAGUGGACCUAAAUCCAAGGGGAAUAGAUCUAUACCUCCGAAUCCUCAUGGCUAUUGAUUCAGAGUUGGUGGAUCGUGAUGUAGUUCAUACAUCAGAGGAGGCUCGUAGGAAUACACUAAUAAAAGAUACCAUGAGGGAACAGUGCAUUCCAAAUUUGGUGGAAUCAUGGUACCAAAUCUUACAAAAUUAUCAGUAUACUAAUUCAGAAGUGACAUGUCAGUGCCUUGAAGUAGUUGGGGCUUAUGUCUCUUGGAUAGACUUAUCCCUUAUAGCCAAUGAUAGGUUUAUAAAUAUGCUGCUAGGUCAUAUGUCAAUAGAAGUUCUACGGGAAGAAGCAUGUGACUGUUUAUUUGAAAUUGUAAAUAAAGGAAUGGACCCUGUUGAUAAAAUGAAACUAGUAGAAUCUUUGUGUCAAGUAUUACAGACAGCUGGAUUUUUCAGUAUUGACCAGGAAGAAGAUGUGGACUUCCUGGCCAGGUUUUCUAAGCUGGUCAAUGGAAUGGGACAGUCAUUGAUAGUUAGCUGGACUAAGUUAAUUAAGAGUGGGGAUAUCAAAAAUGCUCAAGAGGCACUACAGGCUAUUGAAACCAAAGUGGCGCUUAUGUUGCAGCUACUCAUUCAUGAGGACGAUGACAUCUCCUCUAACAUAAUUGGGUUUUGUUAUGAUUAUCUUCAUAUUUUGAAGCAGCUUACGGUGCUCUCAGAUCAACAAAAAGCUAAUGUAGAGGCAAUCAUGUUAGCUGUUAUGAAAAAAUUGACUUAUGAUGAAGAAUAUAACUUUGAAAAUGAGGGUGAAGAUGAAGCCAUGUUUGUAGAAUAUAGAAAACAAUUGAAGUUAUUGUUGGACAGACUUGCUCAAGUUUCACCAGAGUUACUGCUGGCUUCUGUUCGCAGAGUUUUUAGUUCUACACUGCAGAAUUGGCAGACUACACGGUUUAUGGAAGUUGAAGUAGCAAUAAGAUUGCUGUAUAUGUUGGCAGAAGCUCUUCCAGUAUCUCAUGGUGCUCACUUCUCAGGUGAUGUUUCAAAAGCUAGUGCUUUGCAGGAUAUGAUGCGAACUUUGGUAACGUCAGGAGUCAGUUCCUAUCAGCAUACAUCUGUGACGUUGGAAUUCUUUGAAACUGUUGUUAGAUAUGAAAAGUUUUUCACAGUUGAACCUCAACACAUUCCAAAUGUACUAAUGGCUUUCUUAGAUCACAGGGGUCUACGGCAUUCUAGUGCUAAAGUACGGAGCAGAACUGCUUACCUGUUCUCUAGAUUUGUCAAGUCUCUCAAUAAACAAAUGAAUCCUUUCAUUGAAGAUAUUUUGAAUAGAAUACAAGAUUUAUUGGCCCUUUCUCCACCGGAGAAUGGAUACCAGUCCUUGUUGAGCAGUGAUGAUCAACUAUUUAUUUAUGAGACAGCUGGAGUGCUUAUUGUUAAUAGCGAAUACUCAGCAGAUAGGAAGCAAGCAUUAAUGAGGAAUCUGUUGACUCCACUAAUGGAAAAGUUUAAAGUUCUGUUAGAAAAAUUGAUGCUGGCACAAGAUGAAGAAAGACAGGCAUCUCUGGCAGACUGUCUGAACCAUGCUGUUGGAUUUGCCAGUCGAACCAGCAAAGCUUUCAGCAACAAGCAGACUGUAAAACAAUGUGGCUGUUCCGAAGUUUAUCUGGACUGUUUACAGACAUUCUUGCCAGCCCUCAGUUGUCCCUUACAAAAGGAUAUUCUCAGAAGUGGAGUUCGUACUUUUCUUCAUCGAAUGAUUAUCUGCCUAGAGGAAGAAGUUCUUCCAUUCAUCCCAUCUGCCUCAGAACACAUGCUCAAAGAUUGUGAAGCAAAAGACCUCCAGGAGUUCAUUCCCCUUAUCAACCAGAUUACAGCCAAAUUUAAGAUACAGGUUUCCCCAUUUUUACAGCAGAUGUUCAUGCCUCUACUUCGUGCAAUUUUUGAAGUGCUUCUCCGACCAGCAGAAGAGAAUGACCAGUCUGCUGCUUUAGAGAAGCAGAUGUUGCGGAGGAGUUACUUUGCCUUCCUGCAAACAGUCACGGGCAGUGGAAUGAGUGAAGUUAUAGCAAAUCAAGGAGGUAAAGAUGGACCAGUGGGAUUUGCUGAUUUUGUUUAUAAGCACAUUGUUCCUGCAUGUUUCCUAGCACCUUUAAAACAAACAUUUGAUCUGGCAGAUGCACAAACAGUAUUGGCUCUAUCUGAGUGUGCUGUGACACUGAAAACAAUUCAUCUCAAACGGGGCCCAGAAUGUGUUCAGUAUCUUCAACAGGAAUACCUGCCCUCCUUACAAGUAGCUCCAGAAAUAAUUCAGGAGUUUUGUCAAGCACUUCAGCAACCUGAUGCUAAAGUUUUUAAAAAUUAUUUAAAGGUGUUCUUCCAGAGAGCAAAGCCCUAAGGACUGGAUUUCCCUGUGCCUAUGUCAUGAUCAGGAAUUCCAGUUAAUAAUUUAUAAAGAAAUAAUUUUUUUGUGUGCCAUUCACACUGGUCUUUUAACAUUGUUUUAAGAUUACAGCAGUAUACGUAUUGGGAUUUUUCUGUAAAAUGGAUAUAAUUUCCCUUAAAUACAAGUAUGUAACAACAAGAGAAGUUGCUGCAUGCCAGUGCAGUUGUUCUAUAUAAAAAUGUUGGUAAUUGCAGAAUUAUCCUAGUACCUAAUUUUUUCUUUAUUUCAAACUUUAAAUCCUUUAAUAAACACCAUAGAAUGGAAAAUACUUCUUUUUUUAAAAAAAUUGCUGAAUAGAAAAUGUUUGAAAAUUUAGUUUUCUUUUAUGUGUGCAGACACAUAAAAUAUAGGGGAAAUACAACAAUCAAAACUGAUUUUUUUUUUGUAGAUAGCCAGUACAUUUCCUUAAACUACUUCAAUGCCAAUGUGUAUUCUACAAAGAGAAUGGGUUCAUAAAUUCAUUGAUUUAAAAGCAGGUGCCGAUAUUUUUUAUUAAAAAAUAAAUUUUACCUAGUGAAAUCUAUCAAGUCUUUUCUGGAAUUAUUAUAAAUAGCUUUGUUUUCCCUUCUUAAAUGCUCUCUGAUUUUCAUUUAAGAUUUUGCAAAAACAAUGUGGAUGCCUUAUUUCACUUAAUUAUUCUCCUAAAAGGGUACAUGCAACUUAAUUCUGUUAAAUAAGUCUUUUUUAAAUACACUAGAAAAGUCCUAUGUGAAUCUGUUGUUAAAAUUAAAACAAUGUUUUUCCUCUGUUUUCAGGUGUACUUAGAACAGAAUGUACUUGUGUGUUUAUGAUGUUUGUAAAUACCAUAGUCAGCUAUUAUUUAAUUACUGAAAGUAUUCCCUCAUUUUUAUUCAUGGCAACUGAAGAAAGCAAGAGGAAAAAUAAUAGUAUCAGUCACAUUGGAAAAGAGAAGAGGGACAAAACCAAAAAUAACUACAGACAUUUAAGUUUAUUUUAAAAGCCCAUUUAAAAUUUUUAGAAAGGAGGGCUGGAGAUGUAGCUCAGUGCCAGAUCAUACAUCUAGCAUGUUCAAGACCCUGGAUUAUAUCCCCAGCACCAAAAAUGAAAAAAAAAUUGUGGGAUGGGGGAUUGGUUUGUUUUGUUUACCUUUGGUUUUCAUGGAUGGGCCUAUAAAUUCCCUCAAUUGUAUUCUAAAUUGUGCACAUGAAAUCUCUUUAAUCCCAGAAGAGAUUUGAAAACAUUUUCUUUACAUCAUGGAAUAAAGGUACUAAACUGACAGUUAACUAGACAAAUAAAUCAGUGGAAUCUAUUAUACUUCAAUAAAAAUGCUUCUAAAAAUG